AUGUGCAUCGUGACAGAGUUGUGCCAUAAUUAUGCAAAACGAUAUCCCCAUAAGUUCGUAAGCAUAGGACAUCCUUCAUCAGUCAUUUUGGUAAUGUUUUACAUAACGCCCAUCAUUUUCAAUGGCCUGUUGUACAAAAUCAGCUGGGUAGUGGCUACCUUCAUAACGUACAAUAUCCUGGGAAAUAUGCUUUUCUGUUAUUCCACAAACACGUCGGUGGAAUGUCUGCCCAAGGAUCGUCAACUUCCGGUGCCUGGAGAGGAGAACCUCUGGCAUUAUUGCGAAAUCUGUCAAAAGCUAAUGCCGCCUCGAUCCUGGCAUUGUGCAUUGUGUAGAUGCUGCAUUUUAAAAAGGGACCACCACUGCAUCUUUGCGGCCACCUGUAUUGGACACAAUAAUCACCGAUAUUUCUUCUGGUUCACAUUCUAUUUGACAAUUGGGACCGCCUUGAGCCUAGCUACCUCAUUAAUUUAUGCGGUAAUGAGUGGCAGCUUUUUACCCUGGUUAAUUAUUAAGGAUUCAAUCGAAAUUAAAGGCAUUUUCAGUAGCUACUGUCAGUAUCUUAUUUUCAUUCUUAACAAUUUGGCCUGCGGUGUCCCUGCAAUUAUGUUGGCAUUUCAAAUACAGAUUAUUUAUCUAAAUGCUUCGUACUAUGAAAUAAAUAAUCGCUCUUAUAAUCUGGGAUUCCGAAAGAACUGCAAACUUAUUAUGGGUCAACGAGGCCUCUGGACUUUUUUAUCACCCUCGUUGAAAAGUCCUUUGCCACACGAUGGAACCCAAUGGCAGAUGAAGCCUAAGGACUAA
Molecule: messenger RNA, 804 nt
Organism: Drosophila rhopaloa
Lineage: Eukaryota; Metazoa; Arthropoda; Insecta; Diptera; Drosophilidae
Product: probable palmitoyltransferase ZDHHC24
Exons: 2
Coding region: 1-804 (267 amino acids)
Biological process (GO): peptidyl-L-cysteine S-palmitoylation; protein targeting to membrane
Cellular component (GO): Golgi apparatus; endoplasmic reticulum
Molecular function (GO): protein-cysteine S-palmitoyltransferase activity
Source: RefSeq, a predicted model, not a curated record